Heterocephalus glaber (naked mole-rat) is the source of this 2480-nucleotide messenger RNA. RefSeq names its product EEF1A lysine methyltransferase 3 (gene Eef1akmt3). The record is from RefSeq and is a predicted model, not a curated record. Gene Ontology annotation, cellular component: protein-containing complex; cytosol. Lineage: Eukaryota; Metazoa; Chordata; Mammalia; Rodentia; Bathyergidae.
GCUGUACCGGACACUGUCUCCGUCGGAUGGCGAGCUCCCGCCGGGAUCCGGAAUCAGAGCCCGAGUCAGUGUUCCCUCGGGAGGUCGGGCUCUUUGCUGACUUUUACUCGGAGAGGAGCCGGUUCUGCUUCUGUGGGCACGUACUGAGCAUCAUGCAGAACUUUGGGUCUCGCCUCGGGGUGGCGGCGCGCGUGUGGGACGCGGCUCUGAGUCUGUGCAACUAUUUCGAGAGUCAAAAUGUGGAUUUUCGAGGAAAGAAAGUGAUCGAAUUGGGCGCGGGGACGGGCAUCGUGGGAAUCUUGGCAGCGCUGCAAGGGGGGGAUGUUACCAUCACUGACCUGCCUCUGGCCCUAGAACAGAUCCAGGGCAACGUCCAAGCUAAUGUGCCAGCUGGAGGCCAGGCCCAGGUACGUGCUUUGUCCUGGGGGAUUGACCAGCAUGUCUUUCCUGGAGACUAUGACCUGGUGCUGGGGGCGGAUAUCGUGUACCUGGAGCCCACCUUCCCACUGCUGCUGGGGACCCUCCAACACCUGUGUGGGCCCCGUGGCACCAUCUAUCUGGCUUCCAAGAUGAGAGAGGAGCAUGGGACAGAGAGCUUCUUUCACCACCUCCUGCCCCAGCACUUCCGACUGGAGCUGGCCCAGCGGGAUGAGGAUGAGAAUGUCAACAUCUAUAGAGCCAGGCACAGGGAAUCAAGACCUGCUUGAUGUUACUUCUCCUGUUCUCAACCCCUUGUCCCAAUGAAGAAACUGCAUCUCUCCAAAGCCAUGUCUUCAGAACCAUAAACAUAAGGACAAAAAAAAAUCACUUUCUCUCCCCUCUUUCUUGACUUUACGCAAGAUAGACUUUAAAAAAAAAUUCUAUGGAUUUUUUUUCAGUGUUGGGGAUUGAACCAAGGGCCUUGCCUUGCUAGACAAGUGCUUUAUCAUUGAGCUAUAUCCCCAGCCCUUUUCAAAAUUUUUAUUUUGAGGCAGGGUCUUGCUGAGUUACCCAGGUUGGUCUUGAACUUGCAACUUGCAAUCCUCCUGCCUCAGCCUUUUGAAUACUGGGAUUAUAGACAUGCACUACCAUGCCCAGCUUUAUGGGAUUUUUUUUUUUUUUUGAGAAACAGUAUUGCUAUGUGUUCCAAGUUAGCCUUGAACACUCUAUGUAGCCCAGGCUGGCCUUGAACUCAUGGCAGUCUUCCUGCCUCUGCCUCCCAAGUGGUGGGAUUAUAGGAUUGCACCACCACACCCAGCUGGAAUUUGUUGUUGUUGGUUUUUUUUGUUUUUGUUUUUUGAGACAGGGUAGUUCAAGCUGGCCUCAAACUUGUGGCGAUCCUCCUGCCUCAGCUUCCUGAGUGCUGGGAUUACAGGUGUGUGUGCCACCAUGCCUAGGUGGGAAUUUUUUAAAGAAAAAAAAAGUAUUAAUGAUCUCUUCUGAAUCCAACAAAGUCAUGUUUUCCUGGGGAGAUGAAAAGGAAGAGGCCUCAGACCACCUGUUUGUUGCUUGUAGAGAGAAAAAUCUAGUGGGACCAUGGCUCUAAUUGGGUCAAGUCCUAUCUCUGCAGAGCUGCCUUUUGGGCUGUAGCUUUUUCCUCCUUUCCAGAGUGGGAGCCCUGAUCUCAGAACAUCAUCCUCAGAACACUGUACUGAGUACUAGGUUCUUCUCAUCUUUGAUUUUUCUUCCCUACCCCAUCAGUCCUUCCUUUGUAAUAUAUUUUUCUUCACUUCUUGCCUCUUCCCACUGUAGGAGCUCUGGUUGGGGCUUUCUUUACUUACUACUUAGCCAUAUACCUCCCCUGGGCCUCUGCCAUCAUUUUCUCACCUUCAAGCCAUUCUGCCAACUCUUGCAAUCUUCCAAAAUCCACUCUGAUUAGCUUCCAUUGCCUGUAGAAGCAAGAACAAUCUCCUCUGCUUGGUACUCGGUCUAUCCUCACAUGAUCCAUUACCUCUCUAAUUCACUUCAUACUCCUUUCCUACUUGUAUUGGACCUCUGACAAAAUUACAAAGGCCUACUUUUUGUUUUCUAAAUCCACAUAAAAGUUCAUGACUUCAUUCUUUAUGCUUGGAAAUUAUAUUGCUAUGUAUCAAAAAUCUUUCUUACUCUUUGUCUCUCCUGAAAAAAGCUUUUCCUGAGCCUCUUGUUUGAAUGUGAUUCCCCCUUUCCCCAUCCUUUAACUGUUUGUUCAUCUUCUGGGACCUACCUUGUCUUGAGUGGACAUUUGUCUGAUCUUUAUUUUCUCAUCAUUAGAUUAUCUUGGAGGGUACAGCUAAGGUUUAUUCAUCUCUAAUUCCCUGAAGCCUAACGCAGUAACUGGCUCAGCAGAUAGUUUGUUCUUUCAACAAAUAUUUACUCGGUUUGUUGAGGUUACUCUAUCUCCACCUAGAGGAAACCCUGGGCAGUUUUCUGAACCCACACCUACCUCACAAGUUUGUUGUGAGUCAUAAACCGAUACUAAAUAUAAAAGUACAUUGGAAAUAAAGAAACAAUGUUACCCA